GCGCGCCAGAGGGCGAGGGUACGCGCGGUAGCGCGACAGGUCUGUGUCUGGAGUACAAGGAGGGUGGAGGGAAACUAUGGAAAGGGGAUUGAUGGCGGUGAAGAAAUGACAAGUUUGGGAAUAUAAAUUACACAAGAGUUACCUGAUGAGGAGCCUUCAGCGCCUGGGACGAUGAAACAAGUACCUUAGGAGAUGACCACCACUUUACGCAUGAUUUGAGGAGCCGGAGAAUCUCAGAGGGACCCAUGGCACAGUAGAAAAACAAGAAACAAGGAAAUACCCAGUAGAAUUAAGUUAAACUUCUAAAAUCUCUUUCCAAGAUUGACAACAAGUACGCUUCGAAAAUGUUAAAAGCCGAAAACAAAGCGGAAAGGACACUGAGGAGUGCGUCGCCGCAUAGAAAUGCAUACAAGUCGGACUUCCAUGCUAUAAAGUGCACCUUUGAUGGGACGAAAUCCGACGGAGCAGCAAAGUCAUAUGCAAACGGGUCUAGCGACACCCGGGAGGACACGAGGGGGAGGCCUUUUGGUAAUCGGGUGAACAAGAUAAAGAAUAUUUUCUUGCAGAUGGAUGGUCAGCAGCAAGAGAUUCAAGAGGUAAAAACUGUUUUGAAAGUCGACUUGUCCCCAGUCUCCUCACCAAAGGUGCCAUUUGUAGUCCCCACACAUAAAUCUAACUUGAACAGUGCCACCAGUCCAGAAUCUCCAAGUUUAGAGAAAACCGCCAAGGGUGAAGAUGUCGAAAUUGACAAAGCAGCUUUAGCAGAGAAGUUUUCAUCAACUAGAAAACUCUUUGAGAGGAGCAUAAAAGAACAACCUGCAGCUGAGAAGUCUGCCAGCAGGGUUGUAACCCGUGUAUCUCUGGGAAGUGUGUCUGAUGGGGUGAAAAGCACCAGGAGAUUGUCAGGGUCCACUGAGACUAGCAACAUUAAAACCGAGCCUGGCCCCACACCAGUCACGAGAAGCCGGCCUGAUGAGAGGAGCGAUACUGAGGAGACAAAACACAUGCCCAGGUCACUCAAUGCCGGACCCAUUUCCAGACGGCUCGACAACUUUAUUGCAGACAGUGACAAUGAGAUGCAAGCCACAGAAAUGUCACCUAAAGUAUGCAGUCCCACAGAUCGCUCAUUGCCAAUAUCUCCGACAAGGGACAGUUUUUACAAGUCCACUUCUUCAACUGAUGAUUCCACUAACAAAGCCACGUCCAUAGUUAGUAGUGUCAUCCUCAAACCAACCUCCCCAGUCACAAACACCACCCCCAAACAAAUUAACCAAACAGCCAAUGCCACUCCAAAGCCCAUAUCCCCAGAGCCCAUAUCCCCAGGUGGUCAUAGCUCUUACAAGCGCUCUCCCUCAACCAGCGAUGGUUUCAGCAGACCAUCAGCGGGAAGCAAUGGAGUAAACCCCUCCAGUCCGUCCCCCAGGGAACAAAAACAGUCUAGCACAUUUGGCAAUAGCUUUAACAGUGGCAACAAGGCCAAAACUUCAGACAGUGCCAAGAGUGAUGGGCAGUUGGCACAGAGUCCCACCAGGGAAAAGCCCCCGAGCCAGGCCUCAUCUCUGCCUGGCAUGGUCCGUGCUGAGCUUGUAGUGGUCCAAAAUGAGUCAUCAGAAAGCGAGGAGACUGAAGAUGAGAAUGUCGAUGACAAUGUCUUUGAUGAGCUGAAUGUGCAACCCCCAAAAGAGAUCAACGUUGAGCUAGAAGAAUCACCACCGAAGGUGGUCAGUGUGAAUGAUGAGGGCCUUAAGUGGAUUGCAGACAGAGAAGGCGAGGGGACAGUGAUUAUAUUGGAUAAGGGAAAGGAAGUGAGUGGAGUGGAGUCACAGCAUGAACCAAAAGAGGAGAACAAGGAAGAGACGAGUCUUGUGGAUCGAGCGGAGGAUUACGCCGAAAAAGAGCUUGAAGAGGAGGUUCCGGAGGAGGAGAGUGAGCAGGAGGAACAGGUGGAACCCUGCAAGGUUUCCCCAGUGGUAUACGGCAUUGAGAACGCGGCAUUUGUGGAUGAUAGAGACUCCCACCAGAUCAUCAAGGAGGAGGAUGAAGAGGAAAAAGAGCCAGAGGAGGAAUAUUGUGAGGAGGAGGACUUUGAGGAGGUCCCUGGCCUUUCCGAUGAGGAGGAAUCACAACCAAGGAGAAAGAUCAAGUUCUCAACAUCGCCUAUACGGGUUUUCGCCACCUACUCCAAUGAGGACUACGACCGGCGUAACGAUGAGGUGGACCCUGUUGCAGCGUCAGCGGAGUAUGAGCUGGAGAAAAGGGUGGAGAAGAUGGAUGUGUUCCCCGUGGAAAUUGAAAAGGGAGACAACGGCCUGGGCAUCAGUAUCAUAGGAAUGGGAGUGGGGGCCGACCAGGGCCUGGAGAAACUGGGGAUCUUUGUGAAGACCAUUACUGAGGGUGGAGCGGCUGAGCGGGAUGGGAGGAUCCAGGUAAAUGACCAGAUAGUAGAGGUGGAUGGCAUCAGUCUGGUUGGAGUGACCCAGCUGUUUGCUGCUACAGUCCUGAAGAACACCAAAGGAACAGUCAGCUUUCUGAUUGGCCGGGAGAAGCCAGGCACCCAAAGCGAGGUGGCGCGCCUCAUCAGUGAGACACUGGAACAGGAGAAGAACCAGAAACAGCAACAGCACCUGGACGACCCCUACGAACACUCCACUGAGGAGGAGGACCACUACGAGGAGGAUGAUGACCGGGAGCAAGGAAUACUAAGGUCUAGUUUCUCCAGCGGAAGGACGGCAGAGGUGUUCGACCUGCCGGAGACCGAGGCCAUGUUCAUGCCCUCCAACAUGGACUCGACACAGAUGAGCUUCAAGUUCAAAGAGCUUCAGUUGAAACACAGCAUAGCGACAGCUGAAAUAAAACAACUGAAGGAGAAGCUAAGGGCAUCCGAGGAAGACAAAGGGUCCAGGGAGGUGAGAGAGGCAGAGCUGGAGCAGAAGAUUGAGGAGAAUAAUGAGAAGAUGUUGAAGCUGGAGAAGUACUGGCUGGAGGCCCAAGCUUUGUGUAAAACAGUCAAUGAGCAUCUUUCAGAGACCCAGAACCAGUACGAAGCCUUGGACAAAAAGUACAACAAGGCCAAGAAAUUGCUCAAAGACUACCAGCAGAAGGAGAUUGACUUUGUGAAGAAGGAGGAGGAGCUGAAGAAAUUACUAGAUGAGAAGGAUCGCUUGUACAAGGAGCAGCUUGACAGUCUACAGGACAGGAUAGUGGCUCUGGAGGGCAGCGGCCCACCUGCUGACAAGGGCGAGAUCCAGUCGGGUCUGAGCUCUGCUGAAGAGAAGAGAAGGUCCAGUCAGGGCAGCGAAGGCCCCCUCACAAAAACCCAGUCUGUGGACUCUCUCCCGUUAGACUGGAGUGAGGUGGUCCCUGAGACGGAGCGCCUGGACACCAGCGCACACAAGGCCAAGGUCCUACUGGCCCCAAAGAGGAGUCGUCCGUCUCGCACCAAGCUGAAGGAGAACCUUGGGGUGUCGCCGUGCCACUCACAGGCGAAUGAGGAGGAUGAGGAGGAGGAAGAGGACAUGUCCAGGAGGAGAAGAUCCUUCCAGGAGAGCCUGUCUGUGCCCGUGCCUAUCUCCUCUGGGAAUGGCCAGAAGGAUGACCCCCCAGAGGCUGGGGAGAGAUCCAGGCUGCCCCUGUCCCAGAGAGACAGUGGCGAGAGUGGUGGUAGUUCCUCCCUGUCCCAGCCCAAAGACACCUCUUUGCCCUCACCACACUCCCCAUCAGGGGUUUUGCACAACGUGAAGAAGAGGGACUCCAAGGGAAAGGUCAAGGAGCUCAAAGAUGAGCCAAUUGAAAGUUCUUCAGCUGGAAAACCCAAAAAGAACAUUUUUGGUGGCCUCCGGAAGUCUGGUGGCAAAGGGAAAAAACAUGACAAGGAAGCGAUGCGAGCCUCUCUGGACAGCAGGGGUUCUGCCGAGCUGUUGGAGGAGUCUGGGGGAAACCUGUCCCCCUCUGAGUCCAUGACCUCUGUACCCACCUGUAUGCCCUUCUCUUGGUUUGGGGACAGAGACCGGGACAGGGAGCCUUCGUCCUCUAGCAGCAGCCUGCCGUACACGGCCAACGAGACCAGCAGCGAACAGAGCCAGGACCGCAAGAACAAGACAAAUCUCUCCUGGUCCUCCUUAUUCAGUCGCUCGUUAGAUUUGAGUUUGUCAGUCAUAGAUGAUUCAAACCCUGGCAGCCCCAGGUCAGACACCUCAGGUCUAGUUGCGGAGCCCAAUCUGUCUGGGCGCUCGCAUACUUUAAUCUUCUCGUCCAGUGAGACCCUGGAUGACGAGCCAGUGCCCACAGGGAAAGAGUAUCAAUGGCAGAACCGCCCAGUCUCCGAAUGGACCAAUCAGCAAGUCUGUCACUGGUUAAUGGGUAUGAACAUGGACCAAUACACGCCUGAGUUCACAGCCAAAGGUGUGGAUGGCCAUCAGCUCAUGCACCUGGACAGUGACAAGUUGAAGGCCCUGGGCGUGUCCAGCCAGAGUGACCGGGCCACCAUCAAGAAGAAACUGAAGGACAUGAAAAAGGCCCAGGAAAAGCUGGAAAAGCAGCGGGAGAAAAAAGAGAAAGAGGCAAGACGCAGCGGGAGACUGCCUCCGAACAGCGACUCGGUCUGCUGAGCUGCCUCAGUGGUGACCUGCUCUCCCGCUCUGAACAACCCAACGCACCCACACCCCCCCCUUCUCCAGGAAAGCAGACCAGUGUCUAUGCCGUUUCACAUGUAGGCCUAAGUAGGUGCCACUCAAUUUGCGGUAUACACCGACUAACAAGGCAGCACCAAUGCAGUCACGCACACCAGUAAAGACAACACUGGCGCUGCAGCGGGGGGUUUAAUAUGUCAAUUGGGAGUAGCCCUGUUUAUCUAGUUGACUGUUGUUUUCCUGUCAAAGCUCUGUCGGUGGAUCAUUUAAAGGACACAACAGCUGGCUCUGCUUUUUAAUCAGCUCAAAAACAAGUUGACUUUCCUGUCUCCACUGAUAUGUCACAUCAUCGUCAUGGCGAUAGGCUGGGGAGACAGUGGGACAUGUAAAUGUGAUAUUGUUAUAAUGACAAGUGUUGGAAACGACCAAAACCUGACAUGUUUUUACCACUAUAAACCUAUAGAAGUGAGUUUCCAUAUGUAGUUGCAGCGUUUGUGCACCUUUACCUAUACAAUAAGUGGAAUGAAUGCAGUACAGCUUUUUUUAAGUGUUUUCUAUUGUAUUUUUGCUAGCAUUUCCUGUAGCCAUGUACAGAUCUGUUCUUGCAGGAACUUUGUACAGUUAUUGAGAUAAAAGCACUAUAUUGUCUUUUAAGCUUCAAAGGGUGACAAGGUUUUAAGUGUAUAGAGUUUUAUACAUAUGCCUAUUAACUGCAUAACUUUAAACAAAACAAAAUAAUGAUUAAGGUCCAUUUUAUAUAUAUAUACUUUUUCUACUAAGUAGAAUAGCCACUAGGAUGAAAUUCGCUAAAAAAUUAUUAAUUAAUGAAAACAAAUAAUGCUGCUUAUCCCAUGUGCCUGUUUUGAAAAGGGGAUUUUUUUUUACUGAUGUUCCUAUUGAGCUGAACAGUUUAUGCGUUGCUGAAAUGGUACCAAGACAUGCAAUAUUAUUUUAUCCUGCAUGCACUCCAUGCUGACUGGGUCUGGAUACAAGGUGUGUGUCUACGAAAAUAAAUCAUUGCAAUUGUUGGCUGUGUCUUGUUUUAACAUUAAUGUUGGAUGAAUGUUAAGCUUGUCAAAAGCCAAGCGUUUGUCAAACGUUUUUUCUAAGCAUGUUUUGUUUAUUUUGUACAGUAAAGACACGUAGUUAAAUUCCCUCCACUUGUUCCACUGCCAAUAGUUAAACCCUGUUCAUCUAUUCUUGGUACAUAUUGUAAAAGCAGCAUAAAAUAAACUAAUUCUCACAUCAGA
Molecule: messenger RNA, 5878 nt
Organism: Esox lucius (northern pike)
Lineage: Eukaryota; Metazoa; Chordata; Actinopteri; Esociformes; Esocidae
Gene: ppp1r9ala
Product: protein phosphatase 1 regulatory subunit 9A-like A
Exons: 20
Coding region: 345-4607 (1420 amino acids)
Biological process (GO): actin filament organization; neuron projection development; calcium-mediated signaling
Cellular component (GO): postsynaptic density; actin cytoskeleton; cytoplasm
Molecular function (GO): actin filament binding
Source: RefSeq, a predicted model, not a curated record